AUGGACGAGGAGGCGGCUGCGAGAAUACGAAAGGCUAGAGAUGUGUUGGAACAAAGGGUUGCCUUUAUUCUUCUCGAGACUCAUAGUAAUUUCGCUGACGUUGGCAAGGAUGAGUUUGCACGCCGAGCCCAAAUCGCAGCGUUGGCAAACAAGGACGCAGGAUCCAGCAAGGGAAGCCAACAGAUUACCAAAUACGCUGGACAAGCAAGCCAGCAAGGGUGCAGCAGCCGAAAGUGA
This is a messenger RNA of Sporothrix schenckii 1099-18, 237 nucleotides long. RefSeq lists its product as uncharacterized. The coding region runs from base 1 to 237 and encodes 78 amino acids. NCBI's taxonomy places the organism in Eukaryota, Fungi, Ascomycota, Sordariomycetes, Ophiostomatales, Ophiostomataceae. The record is from RefSeq and is a predicted model, not a curated record. The transcript is spliced from 2 exons.